CUUUUUGUAUGUAGAUGUGCCCCAGUAACUGUCCGAAUCUCCAUGUAAUAAUACAGUGACGUGGUGCCGCUGGACAAGGCUGGCCGUUCCUGUCCAAGGAGAACCCUUACUCAGCAACUUUUCUAAAACUCUCCGUCAUCAUCUGCGGGAAAUACUGUGUUACAACUAAUCUUCAUUACUAGUAACUGUAAAUAAAACAUGACACUAGAAGCGGACUCUCCAUCCACCAGCGAAAGGCUGUCUGCGACUAACAACGACCACAAUAAGCUAGACGACAAUGCGCAGCCUCAGCAGAGGCCCAAGGAGGACUGGUUUGCCUGGCUGCAAGUCCUCGGAGCAUUUUGCUUAAACCUGAAUACAUGGGGCAUCAUGAACUCGUACGGCGCAUUCCAGACCCUGUACCAGCUUAACAACCUCAACACCUCCUCCAAUAUAUCUUGGAUCGGCUCCACGCAGGGUUUCCUUCUAUUUUUUGUAUCUGUCUUUGCUGGGCCUCUAUUCGACGCAGGAUACCUUGCCGCGCUGCUCUGGGGAGGUUCUGUAUUGGUGGUUGUAGGCAUGUUCCUACUAAGCAUCACCUCAGAGUACUAUCAAAUCUUUCUUACCCAGGCUAUCAUGAUGGGACUGGGUUUCGGCUGCUUGUAUCUGCCCGCUCCAGCCGUGGUUUCACAGUACUUUGACAAACGAACUGCUUUGGCCAUGGGGGUUUCAUCUGCAGGUAGCGCAAUUGGCGGCGUUAUAUUCCCUAUCGCAUUGACACACAUCAAAGACUCUAUCGAUUUCGGAUGGGCUACUCGUGUUCUGGGCUUUAUUCUCCUUGUAACAUGCCUGAUACCGGCAUGUGUUAUGAAAUCUCGUUCUCCUCCCAGAACCGGCGGUGCGUUGAUUGACUAUGCAGCCUUCAAAGACGUCCCAUAUCUCCUGCUAUGCUUUGGCCUCAUGUUUGGCUACAUGGGACUGUACAUUGUCUUCUACUAUAUUGAACUGUAUACGCUAGACCAGACAUCAGCAAGCAAAGGUGUCGCUGACUAUGUCUUGGUUAUUCUCAACAUUGCCUCACUGCCAGGCCGCGUUAUUGCAGGCUAUUAUGCUGACAAAAUUGGGUCUGUUAAUAUCCUGGCAUUGUUAGUACUGAUUUCUACAAUCAUGACGGCAUGUCUUUUGGCUAUUGGUACGUCGGCAGGCGUCAUUGUCUAUUGUAUUCUGUAUGGCUUUUUCUCUGGCGCUUUUAUGGGUUUACCUGCUGCGGGAGUUAUUAAUCUUACCGACGACAAGAGCAAAAUUGGGGCUCGGUUAGGUAUGACGCUUGGGGUAGUGGGUGUUGGCGUCCUCAUCAGCAAUCCCAUCGCAGGUGCCAUCCUAGGUGAAGAGAACAAUUGGAAGGGUUUGGUAGGUUGGUGCUGUGCGUUACUCGUCGCUGGCACUGCGAGCAUGAUGGCAAGCAGAAUUAUUAAGAGCGGUGCUGGCAUCUCCAAGAUAUGACACGAUGGUAGGCAUGUAUUCAGUUUCUUGUAUUAUUGGUUAUUUCGUUGAGUGUAUUUUUUCCUUUGUACAAUUACCUCAUAGACCUGCUACUUUGAUAAGGACAGACUUUGUUUCCAUAAAUGUCUCCAUACUAUGAAGGUAGCUUUCUCUCUGAAGGCCACUGCCCUUUUGACCACCAAAUGGCAUGUCGUCACCCUUGGUCGGACUCGUGCAGUUGACGCCAACUGUACCGGCUUCGAGUCUCGAGGCGACUCUCAUGGCACGGUCCAAGUUCUUGGUGUAGACAGCCGCAUAUAGACCAUGCUCUGUGUCGUUGGCCUUUGCUAUGGCCUCUUCUUCUGUAUCAAAUGGAUUGAUGAUGACGAUGGGACCGAAAAUCUCGUCCUUCAUAAUCUGAGCAUCUUCCGGGACAUUGGUAAAGAUGGUGGGGUUGAUAUAGAGACCCGAUGCUGACUGCUCGUCCGUGACUAAUGUUCCACUCUCCUUACCCAUUUCUAUAUAGCGAAGGACAGUAGCAUGUUGGAUCUUAUCCGCUUGUGGGCCGUGAUUAAUGGCUGGAUCCGUGGGGUCUCCAAGACGAGCCGAUGUGAAAGCGACUUUGAACCUUUCGAGGAAUGACUCGGCAAUGCUGCGGUGGACGUAAAUGCGGGAGUUGGCCAUGCAAGUCUGGCCACUUAUAAGUUGGAUACUGAACUGCGUUUCGCGGACCGCAGCCUCAAUAUCUGCAUCGUCGAAGAUGAUUGCAGGCGACUUGCCACCCAGCUCGAAGACUAGCUUCUUCAUAUUGGAGUCAGUGGCCAUCUUAGAGAUGAGCCUACCUGUGCGGUUAGAUCCGGUAAAUGAUAGAACGCGGACAUCCAUGUGGGACGCAAGUGCGGCGCCUGACAGUGGACCAUGGCCAGAGAGAACAUUCAAGACGCCCGGCGGGAAACCUGCUUUCAGUGCGAGAUUGGCAACAUAGAGG
[Torrubiella] hemipterigena is the source of this 2449-nucleotide messenger RNA. The record is from the annotation of a GenBank genome assembly. Lineage: Eukaryota; Fungi; Ascomycota; Sordariomycetes; Hypocreales; Clavicipitaceae.